This is a messenger RNA of Rhizophagus irregularis DAOM 181602=DAOM 197198, 501 nucleotides long. Lineage: Eukaryota; Fungi; Glomeromycota; Glomeromycetes; Glomerales; Glomeraceae. The record is from RefSeq and is a predicted model, not a curated record.
AUGAAACAAACAUAUUUUCGCGAGCCAAAAUAUUCCAAGAAUUAUCUUAUUUCAAAGCCACAGAACCUAUAUGAACAAUAUGUAAAUGCUUUUGCAUUCUCUGAAAUGAACAUUAUUUCUGAAUUAUCAAAAACUCCUGUUCAGCCCUCUUUUUCCAAUUUUUCUAAUUUUUCUUCGAAAAGAACACCUACAACUGAACGUGAACCUUCUCCUAAUAUCAUUCCCGAACCUUCUAAUGAUACUCAAUUUCCACAAAACGCGAUAGCACAAAAACAUUCGUUUACUCUUUUACAAAAUUCUAAGACUGAACUAUAUGAAUACAAUAAACUAUUAUAUGUGACAACUUCAUCAGAAUUUCGUACACAAUUUACUUCAAAAAUUAGAAAACUUGAGGAGAUUAUAAUGUUUGAGGAAAAUAAACUUAAAAAAUUAAAAGGUAAUGGAUACACAGGUCGAAAAGUGAAAAAUCAGGCACCAAUCGGUCACCAAUCAGGUAGCUGA